Rhizopus microsporus ATCC 52813 is the source of this 1296-nucleotide messenger RNA. RefSeq lists its product as uncharacterized. Bases 1 to 1296 code for a protein of 431 amino acids. The transcript is spliced from 5 exons. The record is from RefSeq and is a predicted model, not a curated record. NCBI's taxonomy places the organism in Eukaryota, Fungi, Mucoromycota, Mucoromycetes, Mucorales, Rhizopodaceae.
AUGAACAACAUCAAUGAAAAUUUAGAUCAUUAUUAUAUAUACAAUGAGGAACAACAGCAACAACAACAAGAAGGAGAAUCUUAUUCUUUAGAUUUUGAUUCAUUCUAUCCUAACCCUACUUCACUCGAAUCAUUUGAACAUUCAAUUGCUCUUGACAGUACCACGCCAAUACCCUUUAUUGGUAGACAUGAUCUAUUUGCAAAUAGCAUGAUCUUUAACAAUCAGCAUCAGGAGCAGAGUUCCGCUACGUCUAUAUCCAACUUGCCUGGUACGACAACUACAAUACCUUACGGCUUCAGUUCCCAUGAUCUGCUGAAUGACCAAGAUCCGAAUGUGCUCAUGUCAACUAUAGCCGAGUCUAGUAGCAGUCCAUUUUAUGCUCAGCAGCCAAGAAAAGAGCAAGAUGUGUUUAGCGAGCUUAUCAAUCUCGCUAAAGCUAGUACCGUACCAGAAAGACCAUCCGAACAUCCAUCACAAUAUACAGUACCAUCAAAUCAGCCUUUAUCGAGCUUUAGAACCGUCAGACAUCCACUUGAAAAAUUCUAUAGACCUUCCCCGGCCGAAGUAGCCACCAAAGAAAAAUUUAUUUAUGAUUUGAAAAUUGUCCAACAACCCUCCAGAGCUAGAAUGUGCGGGUUUGGCGAUAAGGAUCGAAGGGCGAUUGUACCUGCGCCUAUUCUUCAACUGUUUAUUACUACCAAAGAUGGACACGAUGUCAAUCCAGAAAUGUUUGAUGUUACCUUCUUGGUCGUUUUGUGCGAUUCGUGUCUACAAACAGGUGAACCUGCUGCAGCUGCGAGCAGUACCACCGCGUCCCGAUCAACAUCCGUGCCAGUGUCUCAAGUGGUUGUCUUUUCGUCUUCAGAAGAAGGGCGACACCCACGAACAAGUCGACUGAAAAACUUAGUUGGUGCCUCUGUUGUUUCUGCCAAUAAGCUGUAUGAUCUUGAUGGUAACUUGGGCAUUUUUUUCAUCUUUCAUGAUAUCAGCUUAAGAACCGAAGGUACAUUUCGUCUUAAGUUUUCGCUGAUUGAUGUUGGGUCACCUUAUUCAUAUAAUGUCAAUACAGAAACCUUAUCUCAAGUGCUCCAGACGGUCUAUUCAGAUCCAUUCACGGUCUAUACAGCCAAGAAGUUUCCAGGCGUAGUUCAAUCAACCCCUUUAUCUAUAUGCUUUGCACGACAAGGGAUAAAAAUACCCAUUCGUAAAGAAUCACUUGGAUCAAAAAAUAAAAGAAAAGAUAACAGUGAUAUAAAUCAAAUCCAAGGAGCAGAAGAAGACUAUAAAGAUGUUUAG